Messenger RNA from Ictalurus furcatus (blue catfish), 4062 nucleotides. It is a transcript of the gene tmem82, whose product is annotated as transmembrane protein 82. The coding region runs from base 1067 to 2086 and encodes 339 amino acids. The transcript has 7 exons. Lineage: Eukaryota; Metazoa; Chordata; Actinopteri; Siluriformes; Ictaluridae. The record is from RefSeq and is a predicted model, not a curated record.
CUUCUCAUGUACUCUAUUAAAACUUUUUUAAUGCCCAUUGUGGAGUUUUAGGUAACGGUGUUUCGGUGCGUAAUAAAAGAUCAUAUGCCUUUGUCUUUGCCACUUUCUUAGUAAUGCAGUUAGACAGCAUAUUCACCCAAUUAUUUGCAGUAGUGACCUGUUUUUGUUAUUCGAUCUAGCAAGAUUCUGUCAGAGGGACGGCUAAAAGAUUUCAUGCAACCCAGCACCUUGACAAAGUUCAAACAAAGAAAAGGGAAAUUAUAUUCAGGGACCAUUAUAUUCUUAUAACCUUUAAGACCAAAUUACACACACACACACACACACACACACACACACACACACUUAUACAUAAGGAAACAUUCUGUUGUGUAUAUUGGCUAAUAUUAUGUAGGCCUUUGAGAUAUAGAUCUUAGCGUCAGGAUUUUUGUGGGGGGUUUUUUUUUAUGUAACUGGGAUAAAAUAUCAGUUAGCAGACCAAAACAUUUUUUUUUUUUUUUUUGCAACUGAACAGUGUGAUUUGUCAUUCAUCGAGUUCUUCAAACUUGGUGUGACAAAUAUAGAUAUAUCCCACCAUACCUGCUAAGAUAUUAGAUUUUUUGAAUGGAAAAUGAUUGAGAUAUGUUAUAGAAAACAGGUUAGACAUGAUUCCAUUUAUAUACUAUGUACUAGUAAUACAUGCUUUCUGAACUUAAAACUUUAAUUCAGCAUUUUAAUGCCCUUGCAAUUAAACUGAUCAUUGUGUCAGCUCUUUCUGUCAGGGCCAAUAGAAAGAUAAGCAUUAGAAAUAGUGAUAGUCUUACUCAGUGAUACUCAUUCCCACAAUCAUUAGACAAACAUUUUACCAACAUGUGCCAUUUCAGCUAGCAACGAUGACUAACACAGAUAAAUAUCUUAUUCCUUUCUUUGGGAGGGCUUGAUGAUUACAUAAGCGAUGGCGAACUCACAAAUGACCUUUGAGACAGUGCUUAUCUGACCGACUGCUAGCACACCAGCUACAGAUAAUGGUUUUAAACAGGAGAGAAUUUCAACAACACAACAAUAUAUCUAUAAGACAGGGUAAAGUGAGAUGUUGUCCUUCAUUUCCUGGUUUGUACCAAGUUUACCCACUUGGCUAAUACCUGAUGCAAAUCCUCUAGACUGUAUUUUACAAGGGCUUGUAGGAGCAUGUGGGAUCUCAGUGCUUUCCAUCCUUUUAAGGGUUCAUUUAUUCGUUGAAGCACAGAGUACAGCAGACAGCAAAGAUGACAUAAAGAACAAGCGCACUCAUAUUGGUGGUCUAACAGACAGAAUCCAGUUCUGGAUCCUGACAGUGACUCUCGCCUUUGUGGGUUCUAGAGUUGCAGCAUUAGUGGUUCUUGAGUUCUCUCUUCGAGCAAUUUCAUCACGCUUCACAGCCUCAUCAGAUCCACUGAGUGAUACUUUGUUACAGCUGCUAGUGCAGUGCCAGUUCUCUUUGGGCUGUGCAUUAAACUGCAGUCUUUAUUUUCUCCAUGAGGGGGCACCACAAGCUUGGCUAAAUUUCCUCCUUGCUGCAGCACUGAGCUGGUUUUUGGCCAGCCAGUGUUCCAGAUUAUGGCACCACGUAAAGACAAUGUACCCAAUACACAGCACCCAGCGGUACUGUGGGGUCUGUAUUGGCCUCCUGACGUCUGGCACAUCUAUAUUGCCUUUUCUUUGCAGUGCCUUGAUUCUAACAUUUUGUGUGGCUGGAUUUGCUGCCAUAUCGAGCAUCAACCAGCACUUUCUGUCAACUACUGAGGCCUUGAGGUUCUGGACACCACUCACAAUCUGCUACACCCUACUUGUCGUCUAUAUGCAUGAGGAGCAGCAUCGGCAGCCUAUCGGACAGGCUCUUCUGAAUACAGUGAUGGUGCGCCUUGGAGGCCUAUUAUUAUUGAUGCUUACUGUGGGAAGGUGGGAAGAUGUGCUCCACAUCCUACUGUGCUUCAUUGGGGAAGCUGCCUGUCUGCUACCAGCUCAGGAACUACUGAAUAGCACCUCUAAGGAUGCUGCAGAUGUUCCCAGACGAUUUGUGACGAAAAAUGGAGACCAGAGAAGACCAAACAAAUCAGACAAAUAUGACUGAGGCAUAAAAUGUUAAAUGGGAAGACAAAAAAAAGGAGACUGCCAGAAGCGAUUAGAACAGGAGAGAACGAUUUUCAGGAAAACAAGAUUUUCCAGUCUAGACUCUAAUGUGAUAUACUAAUGUAAUAGCAGCAGGUCAACAGAAGAUCAUUUAUGCUUUGUAAAAUGGCCUACAUGGUCCUGUGUGUAUAUGACAGAUGAACUGAUUUUUAGCACAUCAAUAUUUCAGAUUUGAAUAUAAAAAGGAUAAACGAUUUGAUAUUUAUUUCAGAAAUCAAAAAUAGAAUCAAUAAAAUAUGCAGGACUGAUGAAACCAUUAGCCUGAAGCCACAUAAUUAUCUUUUAAAGAAAUAUUGGGGGGGGGGGGGGGGGGGGGAAGCCCACUGUAGAAGUGUUUCAUAAUGUACAAUAUUUUAUUAAAUGUUCUUCAUAUUACAACAUGGCAAACAAUUUAUCAAGACCUUUAUUUAAAUAGCUGAACACAAACUUCACGUUGUAUUAUGUCUAUAUUGAGCUAAAGCAACUAAAUACAGGUAUAUGUCCCCUUUAUAAAAGUACAUUAGCAAAAAGUUUUUUUAUUUUUUAUUUUUAUGUAGCUUCUUUUUAAUCAAGCUUGAUAACACUGGACAAAUAUGAUGGGAAGACAACACAGACUCGUUUAAUAAGCGGGGGGCGGGCGGGGGGGUGGAGCAACCCAUUUGAUUUUCACAGGCCUAACCGCUUUUUCCUUAAAAGGCAAAAUCCCAUAGAGGGAACCCUAACAAUGUGACUUCACUGCGUCGAGUUAGCUAACAGGAUUUAUUAUCUGAAACAGACGUAUCUGUGCGCAAAUAAUAUAAUCAAAGAUGUAACAUUAGUAUUAAAACGUCGUUAUCUUUUCAUCCUAAUAAACAUAACACAAGACAAUUUUUUUUUGUAAACACAAAAUGGCCGCUGCUGUCUGAAGCUAAUUGUUCUGUUGUCAUGAACGGCGCGUGAGACCUUGUUCAAAAUGGCGUCAUAUUUCAGAUAACUGGGAUUGUUCAGUUUUCUCGGACAAUAAAUCACUCUAAUAGCGAGCAGACUACACUGAAACAAAUAGCAAUAUUGUAGAAACAGCACCUGCCUCUAGAUAUGCCCUUCGCUAUAAUCUGCACUGAUUAAGAUAUUUAAAAUAAUAAUAAUAAUAAAAAGAGGAAGAAGAGACAGGGACUAAACGGAACAACGGAGGACCAAUGUUUUACGUUCAAGUCCACGUUAGGAUAUAACAUGUAAACUGUUAUUGACCUAAAACUUUGAUGCUAUUCCGACACUCUUCCAACUUUUGGCAUUCCUAAAUCUAACCCAUGAAUAAAACAUUUUUUUUUUCAAUCCGUAGUUAUUCCGACUGUAGGGGAGUGUUAUCAGCAAUGCAAUCCAAACCAAGUUUUAUUGUUGUUGUUGGAUUAUUUGUCCCCUACUUCACAGAACAGCAGUAGACAAAUUUGUAUUUCCAAAGUAGCCCAAAAAGAUGUUUUCCAAUCCCAAAAGCAUCGUGUUCAAUAAAGUAGACUACUGCUUUAUUUCUCUUCCUUCGAGGACUUUUGUAGAUCCACAUAAUCCUCAAUACAGUCCUGUAAUCUGCAGAUUUUGUAUUUAUGGCUUGCCUUCUCUAACGAACGACGCAAUUUCACAUCCCGCAAAUGUUUUCCAGAAAUUUCCGCCACUCUGCACUGCAGAAUAGUAAUUGCUCUUUGUCAAGUCCCGAUGUGGGCGUGCUUUGCGCAUGCGCAAAGUAUCCACUGCAGUCUUUGGAUUUGCCGCAUUUUGACGCAUGCGUGUUUCGGCUCAUUGCUUUUCAGGGCUGUCAAAUUCAGUGAUCUUGCUUUCUUCAACAGCAGCAUGUGUUAUAAAUCGGUCACAGUUUGUGUUAUAUUAGCUGAAACUGGUGGGUAAAAUAUGCAGUCCAAAUAAAAAAAAUACUGCAAAUUGUAAUACUGAAUAAAAAAAACGCGUUCU